AUGCCCUAAUGGCAAAUUUUUAGGAGAGCUUUUUAUAAGCAUUUAAAAACUUUAAAAUUGGAUCAAUAUUAACAAUGGAGAUGGCACAAUCACUUUUAAUAGGCUGAUACAACUUUCAAACCUAUUAUAAUACUCUAAAUCAUCUUCAUUGUAAUUAGACUGUCUAUUCUUGCAAAUAACUUGUACAUCUAAAUAACCUUGGCAAUAUAAAUAUGCAUUCAUAUUUUCUUAUUUCUAUCACUUUCGAAAGCCAUUUCGGAUGAAUCACAUUUCUUCAUUUAAUUAUUACCUCUUAUUCAACAAUAUUGCAUGUAUUGGAUUUGCUAUAUAAUCUAGGAGAAGGACUAUUUUAUGCUCUAUGUUACAAUAUCCAUUAUUUAUCAAAGCAUGUAAUCAACUUUAUACAUGAAAUUUUUAACAAUUGUAUUGUUUUUUUUUCAGAGCAUCUUCCUUGCUAACUUACCUUCAAUUGAAGGAUUGUGCCUUUCAACCAUACUUAUAAUCUUUUAAAUUUUGAGAAAGGAGUUCUGUUAUUUACAACAUUUUCAAAAUUUAUAAUCCUUAUUUAUGAUAAUCGAUUCAACUCCUUAAGCUAUGUGCAUUGUUCAUAAAGAUAAAAAUUUCCUACUUUAUUCAAAUAAAAUAUUUGACAAUUUAGCUAACAAAUUAGAAAGUACAAAUUAAAGUGAGACUGAUUAAUCACCAGAUAAAGCAUCUACUGUUCAUUCUGCUAGAAAUUAAUUAAAUUUUUUAUAAAACCUAUAAUUGGAUGAAUUGAAUAAUGAUUAGACAGUCUUUGAUUUCGAUGAUGAUGAUCUUGAUUUAGAAGAUUAAUAUAAGAUUAAACAUGUAACUUAUUGUAAAGAAAAAACUUAAUUAUUAUCUUAAAAUCGAUUUUUUGCAGAAAUAUCAAAAGCACCCCCUAAAAAUCACAAAUAAUAAUAAAAAUUUUUUUAAUCAUUUAAGAAUUAAGAAGAUGACAGUUUAAUAAAAAAGAAAUUCACAUCAGAUGUAACAAUGAAGAUUGAAUUUAAUAAUUCUCCUUAAAUAAUGUUUAAUUCAACACGAAAAUAAAAUUCUCCUAAAAGAUCUUAGAAUCAAAUCAGAUUAAAUAAAUCUUCAAUAUAUAUGAGUCCUAGUCGUAAAAUUUCGUAUGAUUAACUUUUAUCGAAAGAAAGCAAAGAACAUCAUAAUUCGAAUCACAAAUAAUCUUUAUUAGAUUUGAAUUUAAUUCAAAAAGUAAAGCCUACUAUUAAUCAUAAAAUGAAAUUUCUAGUAAAUGUUUUGGAAAAUUGUAGAUUAUUUGAUAAUGAUGAUGGUUUGCAAAUAUAUUUCAUUCAUGAAAUCAAUUAAAUUCUCUUAAGAGCAAAACUUAAGAAACUCGAAUCAAUAAAGAAGAAUAUUCUGAGAUCUAUUUCUCAUGAAUUGCUUACAAAUUUGAAUGCCAUUUACGGAUUUAUAAAAUAAUGUUAAGACAGACAAUUUUUAUAAGAAUCUUGUUCAUUAUAAUUAGAAUAAGCUUUGCGUUAUACAAAUCUGUAAUUAUAUAAGAUUUAUGAUUUUUUUGAUUAUAGAGACAUAUUAGAGGAGGGUCUGAUUAUGAAAUCAGACAAAUUUGAAAUAAAUACUGUAAUUUGGGAUUGUGUUGAUUUAUUAAAAGAUUAGAUAGAGAGGAAAUUUAUAUCAAUAAAUGUUGAAUUGCCAGAAGUUUCUUAUAUAAUAAUAGGAGAUCGACAAAGAUUGUGUUAAGUAUUAAUAAAUUUGAUUGCUAAUGCAAUAAGAUUUACUUUAUAGGGAGGGAUUACAAUAAAAGUGUAGAAAAAGGAAUAUAUAGAUUCAAUGUAAGGAAUUGAAGAUGUACAUUCAUUUAAUUUUUAAGAUACAAAUUUGUUAUAAGUUUCUAUAAGUGAUACUGGUAUAGGAAUGAGUGAAAAUGAACUAUGUAUUUUACGGAAGAAGGUAUUAAUAAUGUAGUAAAGAUUAGUUACAUCUUUCUGAUGAAGAUGAGAAAGUGUCUAAAUAAUCAGUAGGUAUUGGUUUAGGUUUAUCAGUUUGUAAAUAGAUAAUCAAAUUAUUGGCUCCAAUGCAUUAAAAUCAUCUUUCUGUUGAAUCAUAAUUAGGUGAGGGAACUUAAUUUUAUUUCGUGUUGCAAUAUGAUGAAGAAUAAAUUCAUUAAGAACAAAGUAAUUUAUAAAAUUCAUUUAUCCAUACUAUUCCUUUUUUAGAAUAAUAAAGUACGCAAUAAGUUCGUGUCUUAAAUUAUAAGAAAAGUGGUAAGACAUAUAUAGGAGAGAAAUUAGCAAAUAUAGAAACUAAUAUUUGUAAAUGCAAAAAAACAUUGAUUGUCGAUGAUGAAUAAUUUAAUAUCCAUAUCCUUUCCCAUCUUAUGAAAUAAUUUGCUUUCGAUGUUGAUUUUGCUUUCAAUGGUAAAUAAGCUAUUGAAAAAAUAGAAGUUUAAUUAGCAAAUCGAUGCAAUAAAUCCACUUGCAUUGGAUAUAAAUGUAUAUUAAUGGAUAUAAAUAUGCCAAUUAUGAGUGGUUGGGAAGCUGUUUAAAGAAUUAGAUAAAUUGAAUAUAAAAUAUAGUUGACUAGAACUAUACCUGUCAUUGCAGUUACUGCUUUUUGUAGUAUUCAAGAUUAAUAAAGAAGUAUUCAUGAAGGUUUUAAUACUGUAUUAAUCAAACCUAUAACAAAAGAGAAACUCUUUGAUACUUUUCAUCGACUCAAUAUUUGA
Paramecium sonneborni is the source of this 2734-nucleotide messenger RNA. NCBI's taxonomy places the organism in Eukaryota, Ciliophora, Oligohymenophorea, Peniculida, Parameciidae. The record is from the annotation of a GenBank genome assembly.